CGGGGCGGCUCCCGCCUCCCCGCGCAGCAGCGGCGGGCGCAGCGGGCAGAGCCGGCGGCGCGGCGCCAUGGCCGCGGCGGGCAGCGGCGUGGCGGCGGCGGCGGAGGCGGGCCCGGCGGGCGCGGCGUUCAGCACCGCGAACAGCGGCCGGGUGAACGGCCUGAGCCACCCGCCCGGCGCCAUCGCCAUGAAGGACCACGACGCCAUCAAGCUCUUCGUGGGGCAGAUCCCGCGCAACCUGGAGGAGAGCGACCUCAAGCCGCUCUUCGAGGAGUUCGGCAAGAUCUACGAGCUCACCGUGCUCAAGGACCGCUUCACCGGCAUGCACAAAGGCUGUGCCUUCCUCACCUACUGCGCCCGGGACUCUGCCCUCAAGGCCCAGAGCGCCCUGCACGAGCAGAAGACGCUGCCAGGGAUGAACCGCCCCAUCCAGGUGAAGCCGGCAGACAGCGAGGGCCGGGGAGAGGACAGGAAGCUCUUCGUGGGGAUGCUGGGGAAGCAGCAGAGCGAGGACGACAUCCGGCGCCUCUUCGAGCCCUUCGGCCACAUCGAGGAGUGCACCAUCCUCCGCGGGCCCGACGGAGCCAGCAAAGGAUGCGCCUUCGUGAAGUACGGCAGCCACGGCGAGGCGCAGGCGGCCAUCGGCGGCCUCCACGGCAGCCAGACCAUGCCGGGCGCCUCGUCCAGCCUGGUGGUGAAGUUUGCCGACACGGACAAGGAGCGUACCCUGCGGCGCAUGCACCAGAUGGCCGGCCAGCUGGGCAUCUUCAACCCCAUGAGCAUCCAGUUCGGCGCCUACGGGGCCUACACGCAAGCGAUCAUGCAGCAGCAGGCGGCCCUGAUGGCGGCGGCGCAGGGCACCUGCCUCAACCCCAUGGCCGCCAUCGCCGCCGCCCAGAUGCAGCAAAUGGCCGCCUUCAACGUCAGCGGGCUCGUGGCCGCCCCCCUGACCCCGUCAUCAGGGACGAGCACGCCGCCCGGCAUCAGCACGGCGCCGGUGCCCAGCAUCGCCACGCCGCUCGGGGUGAACGGCUUCAGCCCGCUGCCGCCGCAGACCAACGGGCAGCCCGCCUCCGACACCAUCUACACCAACGGCAUCCACCCCUACCCAGCUCAAAGUCCCACCGUGGCGGACCCCCUCCAGCAAGCCUACGCGGGCAUGCAGCACUACGCAGCAGCAUAUCCCACUGCCUAUGCACCCAUCAGCCAAGCCUUCCCCCAGCAAGCGCCCAUCAUCCCGCAGCAGCAGCGAGAAGGUCCCGAAGGCUGUAACCUGUUUAUUUAUCACCUGCCCCAGGAGUUCGGGGACGCGGAGCUCACGCAGAUGUUUUUGCCUUUCGGCAAUGUCAUCUCGGCCAAAGUCUUUGUGGACCGGGCCACCAACCAGAGUAAAUGCUUUGGUUUCGUCAGUUUUGACAAUCCAGCGAGCGCUCAGGCAGCCAUUCAGGCCAUGAACGGCUUCCAGAUCGGCAUGAAGAGGCUAAAAGUCCAGCUAAAGCGGCCAAAAGACGCUAACAGGCCCUACUGACCCCUGCUCGCCCCGGCCCCGCAGAGAGGUUGGGCGUCCCGCGGUGUAUGAAGAGUUUCCCCCUUCCCCACGUGCAGUAUCCAAACUUGUAACUCUCUUUCUUUGCAACAUAUCAUGGAGGAGGAGGAGGAGGAGGAGGAGGAGGAGAGGACGCGACGGAGGAGGAGGAGUGCGGAAGAGAGCGCGCGCCAUUCUGGUCGUACCUUUUCUUUUUCAUUUUGAUUUUCGGAUCGGUCUCGCGACGAGAAAGAGAGAGCGAGGAAGAGCGGGAGGAAGAGCGAGGCGCUGGCGUCGCGCAGAGGCCGGCAGCGCCUUGCCGCCGAGCGCCGGCGGAGACUUUCCGAGCCCCUUGCCGGGAGAGCGCCGCGAUUCCCGGGAGCGCCAGGCCUUGGGGCGCCUCGGCCGCCCUUUUUUUUUCCUUUUUUAAUUUUUUUUUUUAAGCACUCAUUUGCUGCUACAACUUUCCAAGGAGGAACGAGGAAGGAGGCUCCAAACGGAUUAUAAACCAAAGCCAGUGGGAUGGGACCAGGCUCACGCGCUUCACCUGGACGUUUGCUUGAAAAAGGAAAGAGAAAUCAUGUUUUUUUCCCCACACCUGGCUGAGGGAAAAAAAAAAGGGAUAAAAGGAUGUUGGACUUAUAGAAGAUAUAUAUAAAUAAGUAUAUAUAUAUAUAUAUCCCAUGGAGCAGGGUGGCAGGAGAUGCACCUCCCCCUGCUUGUCACUGGCACAGGGACAUAGGAUUACUUGUUUCAGAGUCAUAUCAUUCCUUAGAGUUUAGGGACCAAAGGACUAUUGCUUUUUUAAAUAUAUAUAUAAAUAAAUUAAUUUAAAAAAAAAGAAAACAACCGAAGAAAAAAAACAAAGCGGAAAGAAAAAAGGUUGAAACAACGAGCAGAAAACAACUUUCUCGCGUAGAAGCUGCAAGUAUUUCAAAGAGAAGCCCGGCUCGCGGGCCGGACGGGCCCGGCGGCGGCUCCCUCGGGGAGCCAGUGAGCACCUUGGGUCGUUGGCCCUUUCUUUUUUUUUCUUUUUUUCUCUUUUUUCUGGCAAAAAGAAAAAAAAAUGUUGAGGUUUCAGCAGAAAAGAGGCGAAACGAAAUAAACUUAUUUUGUCAAAGUCGUCACAUGGUUUUGUUCUUUGGAGCAAGCGCCAGCGCUGCCCCGUUGGGGUCCCGCAGCGCGCCGGGGCGGAGCAGACGCAGCCACGUGUUUCCCCCGAGAAGACGGCGCCGGCCGCCCCGCUUUGACCAGCGCCGCUGCUCUGCACGGGCUGCGCGAGCUCCCGGGUUUUUCACUCGUUUCGGCGAGGAGCGAGGACUUUCCCGGCCUCGCCGCCCCCGGGGAGCCGCUCUUUUCGUCUUUCGCACGUGUGCGUGCCUGCUUUUUCCAGGAAAGGAGGAGCCGAGGGCUGCGGCGCCGCUUUUUUUUUUCCUUUAUGGUUUCGCUGUUUUUUCCCAGCGAUUUCGAGCCGCCUGCUCUUGUUGGCUGCUGCCCUCCCCUCGAGCCCCGACCCGGAGCCAGGCGGCUUUAGCGGUGAUGUGAAAGUGGCUUUUUUUUUUUUCUUUUAGGAAAAAAUCCCACAAAUUCAAGCAAAAUCCUGCUCGGACCUGGGGCGGCCGUCAGCACCGCCGGGGCAGCUCUGCCCCCGGUUCGGUGGCUUCGGGGACGGCAGCCGGGUUCCCGCCGCCGGGCCUCCCUUGGCCUGCGAGGGCAGGGGACGCCGGUGCCCACCAGCGUUACGAGCCUGUCAGUUCUCAGCCAGUGACGCGUUGCCGCAGCCGCUCUAUAUACUAUAGCGGGUUUUUUAAGUCUCUGCUUAACUUUCUUUCUAAAUCGCAGUUGAAGCGGAGGGGCGUUUUCCCGGGGGGGCACACGCAGCUGGAGCACCGGCUGCCCACCGGGGACCGGGAAACUCGCUGUUGCUUUCUGCCGUGGCUCCGGGACUGGGGACUGGGGGUAUUUUUUUAUUUUUCCUCGUGCAGACACUUGAAUCCCUCCCGUGGGAGCCCAGGGGCUGCUGGUCAGGCGGGGGGGGCGAGGAGAGGCCCAGGCCCGUCCCCGUCCCCGCGGCGGUGGCCUGCGUCCCACCGAGGCCGCCGCUUCUCCCGCCCCACGCCGUCCCCGCCUCGCCAUCGAGCACAAACCCAGCAGGAACUGCCAUCUCUAAGGGCUAAUCUUUUGCUGCCAUAGUCUCUUGCUACCUUGAAGGACCGACCAGGAUAACCCCGGAGAGGUCUCCGUGUAAAGCUACCUCUGCCAAAAAGGCUGCUAUACCCCGCUCCGCCCCCGCGGCCCCCGGAGCCUCUCUGUCCUCGCGCCGGCUGCGCCCGCCCCGGCGAUGCCCGCGGUCCCUCCGGCGCCCCGGUUCUCUUCGGCUGCUCCUUCUUUUUGAUUUCCUUGUAGUGGAAAGCCAGACGCACGGGCGCUGACUCUGUAUCUUUGUAGUGACUGGUAUCUGCUUAGACUGAAAUAAAGCACAGUCCAGUGGGAA
Dromaius novaehollandiae (emu) is the source of this 4019-nucleotide messenger RNA. RefSeq names its product CUGBP Elav-like family member 6 (gene CELF6). Gene Ontology annotation, cellular component: nucleus; cytoplasm; ribonucleoprotein complex. The transcript is spliced from 13 exons. The record is from RefSeq and is a predicted model, not a curated record. Gene Ontology annotation, molecular function: mRNA binding. The coding region runs from base 68 to 1528 and encodes 486 amino acids. Gene Ontology annotation, biological process: regulation of alternative mRNA splicing, via spliceosome; mRNA splice site recognition. Lineage: Eukaryota; Metazoa; Chordata; Aves; Casuariiformes; Dromaiidae.